GGGCACACUGGAGGGGUUCAGUCAGUCUCGUUCUCACCAGAUGGUACUCGCAUCGCGUCUGGUUCACGGGAUAACACUGUGCGGAUGUGGGAUGCAGCGACGGGACAGCCAUUGGGUGAGCCCUUGAAGGGGCACACUGGAUAUGUUUGGUCAGUCUCGUUCUCACCGGAUGGUACUCGCAUCGCGUCUGGUUCGGACGAUAACACUGUGCGGAUGUGGGGUGUAGUGAAAGUGCAGCCAUCCCCCAAGUCAAGAGAUCCAGAUUCCUCCACAUCUCUAUUGCAUCAAAGCACUGUACCUCCCACCCAAUUCCCCGAGUCAAGAAAGCCAGAUUCUUCCGCAUCUCCAUUGCAUCAAAGCACCGCACCUCCCACCCGAGAAAGCCAUGUCAUCCCAACCUGUAGCAAUCGCCUCGUUUCUUUUUCAUCCAGCUUGGAACACGCUCUGCCCAACCCCACUGACUUGCUCGAGCCCCCCUCUCACCACGAUUCUGAUUCAACCCCUUUCUUGCCGCAGGCUGAUGGAUGGGUGAUGGGACCCAAUCAUCGGCUC
This is a messenger RNA of Suillus bovinus, 552 nucleotides long. RefSeq lists its product as uncharacterized. The record is from RefSeq and is a predicted model, not a curated record. Gene Ontology annotation, molecular function: protein binding. The annotation marks the transcript as partial. The transcript has 3 exons. NCBI's taxonomy places the organism in Eukaryota, Fungi, Basidiomycota, Agaricomycetes, Boletales, Suillaceae.